AUGGAUCUUAUACUGCCCACCGCUAAUCGUCUUCUUGUUGCAAAGUCCAAGCAGGUGCUGGAGCCUGAGAAAUCAAGACUCUUAAUCUCUAGAAUCCCUCACUAUGUUCCGUCUGAAGAACUGAACACUGUUCUCGCUGAGAAGUUUAUCUCAACAGAGUUUAAACUUGAUGUUAAGCCAGCAGAAACACAGGGAGGUUUUUAUUCUGCAGUUGUUGUUUUCGAAAGUUUUGAAGGAGCUGAUAAAGCUUUUAGUAAUUUUGAUACGUCCGAUGGUGUCUGCAUACCGGAGGAUUCGUUUGGUGUUCGACGUAAACUGAUGUUCUUAAAAGAGUCCGAGAUGUGUCCGUAA
This is a messenger RNA of Microthlaspi erraticum, 351 nucleotides long. NCBI's taxonomy places the organism in Eukaryota, Viridiplantae, Streptophyta, Magnoliopsida, Brassicales, Brassicaceae. The record is from the annotation of a GenBank genome assembly.